UGCUGUACAUCACUAAAUUGACCUGUUGACCUCGCAUGUCAGAUGGGAACGACCGUCGUGCUGUAUAAAAACAACGGCUGCUCUCAAUUCCGAACACAAGAGAACACAACAGCCAUUACAGACAUGGGAGGUAGACUGACAAGUGCUUGCAUUGCAGUUCUUUUGCUGCUGGCUCUAGUGUGUGCCUGUGAUGCCUUGAGUGGAUCGAUUGAGCGGAAACCUGGGUGCAGAGUCAACUACAGCGUCCAUGGUAGAGUGAGCGGCUGGAAGUGGAAGUGGAGAGCUCAGUGCACUGAUUGCACUCAAAUUAGCGAAUCCGCCACGAAAAGUUCCCGCAGCGGCGCCAUUGAACACUGCCUGGAGCAGCUCAUGGCCAAGUUGGCGCGAAUGGGAAAACUGUGAAAGAUGCGCUCGCAGAUGUAGGUGUCGUCUGCUGCUCAUUUGUACGCAGUGAGAAGAUGGGACGUUUGUCAACAUGGACACAUUCUGAGUAAUUAUUAUAAAUAAUAAAACCCUGAUAUACUGCGAAAUAAUGUUUAACUAUUAUUUUUAUUAUUUUACAUGACAUUAUUUGUGAAAGCAAAUAUGACGUGAUAUGACGAAGAAAUUUUUUGUGAUUUAUUUCUCAUUAGUAUACUGUGACGCAGACAUCCAAACACAAUUAAAUUAAGAGCUAUUAUCGAAAAUAAAUGACGCAUCUCGCGGGUUCAUUUUC
Messenger RNA from Lingula anatina, 715 nucleotides. RefSeq lists its product as uncharacterized. The record is from RefSeq and is a predicted model, not a curated record. NCBI's taxonomy places the organism in Eukaryota, Metazoa, Brachiopoda, Lingulata, Lingulida, Lingulidae.